Messenger RNA from Nerophis lumbriciformis (worm pipefish), 1044 nucleotides. The record is from RefSeq and is a predicted model, not a curated record. NCBI's taxonomy places the organism in Eukaryota, Metazoa, Chordata, Actinopteri, Syngnathiformes, Syngnathidae.
AUGCAUCAAAAUAACUGCUUACCUGAACUGGUAACUGAGAAGAACAUAUUGGAGCCUCAGUUUGGGAAUUCUCUACGUUUGCUUGCAGAAGAAAUUGAAAAGCAUGAAGGUGAAGGUGACGAACUGCAAAAAGAUGGAAUAAUGAAGAAAUACCUUGACAUUAUCAGCAAUAAGAAUAUCAAGCUGUCGGAAAGAGUUCUCAUUCCUGUUCAACAGUAUCCAAAGUUUAAUUUUGUUGGAAAGCUGUUGGGACCUCGGGGAAAUUCCAUGAAAAGGCUACAAGAGGAAACAGGAGUCAAGAUGUCCAUCCUCGGAAAAGGAUCCAUGAGGGAUAAAGGAAAGGAGGAAGAAUUAAGGAACAGCGGAGAGGCCAAAUACUCACAUCUGAGUCACGAUCUGCAUGUUUUAAUUGAAGUCUUUGCUCCACCGGGUGAGGCCUAUUCCCGUAUGAGUCACGCUUUGGAGGAGAUUAAAAAAUUCCUUGUUCCAGACUACAAUGAUGAGAUUAGACAGGAACAACUACGAGAGCUUUCACUGUUGAACGGUUCGGAUGAGUCCAGCAGAGGCAGGAAUGCACAAGGAAGAAACAUUCGGGCAUCGACCACAGUAUCCGCCAGGGCCCGCAGGAACACAGGAAGGAACACGGUAACGCCUCGGGGGACGUCUGCCGCGACACACAGCAAGCUCGCGGCAUCCGCUUUAACGAGGGAUGCUCACACCCCGAGAGCCAGGGGAGCAGCGGUAGCGGCAAUCGGAGGGUACCGACCUCCGCUGUUGGCCGCAACACAUGACUCAUACGACGACUAUGGCUACGACGAUGGAUAUGGCGGGGAAUACGACGACGACAGCUAUGACGCUUAUGACGAUAACUACAGUAAUCAGUCAAAGAGUAACUCAGAAUAUUAUGAAUAUGGACAAGUAACAAGUGACAAAUCCUACAGCAGCUAUGAGGAGGAGUGGCCCACUUCACGUGCCAGUCUCAAAGCUCCAGUGCUACAGCUGACAAGAGGGGGAUACAGGAAACAUCCCUAUAGUCGAUACUGA